This is a messenger RNA of Helicoverpa zea (corn earworm), 3602 nucleotides long. RefSeq names its product prominin-2 (gene prom). The transcript has 18 exons. The record is from RefSeq and is a predicted model, not a curated record. The coding region runs from base 1 to 3315 and encodes 1104 amino acids. NCBI's taxonomy places the organism in Eukaryota, Metazoa, Arthropoda, Insecta, Lepidoptera, Noctuidae. Gene Ontology annotation, cellular component: membrane.
AUGGCGACGAUUUCUCUAAUUCUCGUCGUACUUGUAAAUCGAGUCAAUUCGCAAACAAGCUUAACCACAGGAAGAGAUAUAAACAGGUUAUCUGAAGGACUAGAAGUUACUUCAAUUUUUCCGACGCAAAUCCAACAAAUUCAAACGACAUCGGAAACGACGCUUGCGGCCUCCGCCGGAAACAAUCUAAAUGAGGUUGGCAGCACCGUACCAGCCUCCUUGGAUGUACCAGAACAGAAUUUCCAAGCAAUCUCUACAUUUUACUGGAUGAAAAACAAGAAAACCAAUGAUAAAAAAUAUGCGCGCGAAGAAAAUAUUGAAUCAACUUUACUUGGAAAUGGCGCAAAAAAUGAAGGAAAAGUUUCACAGAGAGCUGAAGAAAAUCUAGACGCUAUAAAACCUGUGCCUCUAGUGUGGGACAAUUGUUUAGAAACUAAUUUUAAAGACAACUCACAAAACAUAAUUAAAACUCAAGAUAUGCAAAAUGAUAAUCACGAUCAUAGACAUCAGGGCAAAGAAAUUGGCAGUAUAUGGAGAAAAAGAGAUGCAAGUUUUAAUUUGAAUUCCACUGCUGGAAAAGCUUGGUUAGAGAAGUAUAACAACUUGCUGAAUGCUAAAACGGAAGAAAGGCGUCAACAGAAACCAGAAACAACAUUCGUUAAGAAAGUAACUUCAGUGGCUACAACUAUAGAACCAAAAACUACUAUUCAAGUGAUACCAAUUACACGAGAAGUGUUCAAUGAGCCUAAAGAAGUGUUUAACGCUACUCAAAAUACUGUUACGGAUAGUGAUAUCGUGGCAAGUUAUACAGAGGAUUGGUUUGAGGAAAAGGAUAGAAGCAAAAUAAGAUUCGGUGAUUUGCCACAAAAAGAAACAUAUUUAAUACCCGCGCUGAAAUUGGAGCAAGGAUUUUACCCUUUCGGAUUUAUGUCAGAGUUUUUCUAUCUGAUAUACCCGUUUGAUUUUCCAGUGGGGCUUAUCAAGGAUAUAGUUUGGGGAGAAUUCACAUUUCCGUACUCCUUUCUACAGUCAAUAAAAGUUGAAUCAACGUUCCUGGCAUUCAUCAUCGCGUUUGCGUGUAUAGCUCUCGUCAUACCUGCGUACCUCCUCAUCUUGGGAAUACUGUCCUUAUUCUCAAGGUCCAGAUAUGACGACGAAUUAGAAACAGGAGCUCUAUUCCCUGAAGCGGAGAACUCAAAUUGCAAUGACCGAGCUCUGGUGGUUGUGACGUUAUUCUUCGUGCUCAUCUGCUGCGUCCUCAUAUCAGGGAUGGCAGUGAGCAAUGAACAGGCUCGGCUGGCGGCGUCGAACGGCCGCAACGUGGUCAGCUGCGCCUGCGCGGACAUCGCGUCCUGGCUGUCGGCGGCUGCGCGCGAGUUGCAUCAUAGUCUCGUUCCUCCUGUGGAUUUAGUGCUGUAUGCUUAUAAGAAGGAUUUGAAGAAUGUGGAGUCUCUGUUAGGAGAACCGAUCCAACAAGCUAUAUCUUCUGAGAGCGGUAUCGAUCUAGUGUUCGAUUCCUUGGUAGAUAUAAUUUCAGAAAGUGAGGACCUAUCAACGAAGAUAUCUUCGCUAAGAGACGUGAGCAUCAAGGCAGGGUCCCUGGCUUCUGCUGCAUCAGACAGGAUCAAGGACUUGGCUAGGCAGCUGGAGAACCUGAAGAAACAUUGCACGUUAAAGGAUUCACCCCUUUGUGAUACGAUUAAUACGCAUUCAUUGGAAUUGAAAAUGAAGUUUGAUUUGAUUCUCCACGAGCAGCAGUUGUUGGAACUUCGCACUCUGGGGGUGGAGAAUUUGACACGAGCGAUAGCGACAGCCAGACAAGAGUUCAAAACUUUACCUUCCGCUAUACUCGCGCAGACCACAGUUGUGAGGGAAGAUAUCCAACGAGACGUAGAACUCCGUAGAGAGGCAGUGCACAGUUCAGCUAAGAUUCUUAGCGACAUAGUGCGCCAUCUGACGUCGGGUUUGCACACUAUCGCCAGACAAUUGGAGAUCGGCCUCGAGAGAGUGCAGAGAUAUGAGUUCGCGAGAUGGACUCUUAUGUUAGGUUGCAUGCAUUGUUACUUUGGCUUUGUCAUGGUGCUUAUAAUCCUGGCUAUGCUUUGCGGUUGUGGUCACGCCAAAAAUCACGCAAGACGGACUUUGAAAGUCUCAGCAGUAUGGCUAUGUUUCGCGUCUCUUAUACUAUGGACAAUAGUAUCUGUAGUGUUUCUCAUAGCCGGCCAUGCAGAAGUGUACGUCUGUCACUCCUUGUGGGACUCUCAAUACGAAACUCUGUCGAAUUUGUUAGAUCGACCGUCACCUCUUCUGGCUAACAAUGAGGGCAUUUUCGACGCCAUGUUCAGAGAACUCGAGAAUAUUACUAUUGAUGUCUCUGUUAAAGAUGUGCUCAGGGAUUGUGAAAAAGACAGACCAGCGUACGUUGUCUUUCAACUGGACAAGAUACUUGAUGUAAACAAAGAGACAUCUUAUUUUGAAUGGGAGGAACUGCAAAAAGACUUCGGAAAAUUAGCCUCGUCAAUAGACGUUGGUCUUUUGAAGACAAUAUCUGUUAGUUUCAGCCGUUUGUUACAUGAAAUGCUGGUCGUUUCUGAUGUCAAUAUUGCUAAAUAUAGAAUGGACUACAACGUUCCCGUAGUAGGAAAAGACCUGCCUUCUCUAGUAGAUCAAUUAGAGAAUAUAGCAGCUCAAGUCACAGAUUUAACUACUGCAGGGAGAUUGGAAACAUUAGCCACAAGAACACAGAGACUUUACCAAACAAACAUCAAACCACUGGAACAACUACGAGCAGACGUGGUCUUCAAAUUGACGGAACUAGAACUACAGUUGUCACCUUUCAGAAGAAAGCUAAACAUUUCUCUAAGCCACAUCCAUACAGCGCAGUUUUAUAUCGACAACCAGGGUGAUGUGAUUGCGCAGAAGAAAGUAUCAAUGUACAUAUCCCGGCUGGUGUCCCACGCAGCUGGGUGGCGGACUCACGUGCUCAUAUCGACAGGCAAGCACGCGGCCAGGUGUAAACCGUUGUAUGCAGUGUAUGCGGCUGCGAGGUCGUUGUUAUGCUCACAAUACGUUUCGUCUUUGCACGGGUGGUGGGUUUGCGGGAUUUUCCUAGGGAUUUCAUGGUGCGCCGCGCUAACUCCACUUUGUGUCAAACUUUGGCGAACGUACGGAAGGAAAAUUAGGGCUCACGAAGCUAUGACUCUCGCCAACUUGGGCUCUGGGAACCAGGAAACUCCAACAACUGCUUUAUGCGACGGUAGCAAUUGGAAUACACCUGGGCCUCCUGCACCACCUCCCAGGAGUGACAGCUGGUGAAACUGUGAUCAUCAAUAGAGAGAGUUUUAAAAGGACAUGCUUUUAAAAGCACAAAAUGAACUCUGAAUGACUUUCUCAAGUCUUCGAUAUGAUUGAGAGAAAAAUUAAGAUAUUAUGAUCGUAAUUGUAAAUCAGUUAAUAGAAGUAUAUUACUGUGGAUGUGUUUUGUACCUACCUGUAUGUUUAUUUAGUAAAUCUUAAAAAUAUACAUUUAGGAUAGGUGAUUAAUUUAUAAAAUACUAAUGUACUUAUGUAAUAAAGUUUGUAAGAUCUUUUUAAGAGUAUCU